This is a messenger RNA of Aspergillus campestris IBT 28561, 2277 nucleotides long. Its product is annotated as grainyhead-like protein. Bases 1 to 2277 code for a protein of 758 amino acids. Gene Ontology annotation, biological process: regulation of transcription by RNA polymerase II. The transcript has 5 exons. The record is from RefSeq and is a predicted model, not a curated record. Lineage: Eukaryota; Fungi; Ascomycota; Eurotiomycetes; Eurotiales; Aspergillaceae. Gene Ontology annotation, cellular component: nucleus. Gene Ontology annotation, molecular function: RNA polymerase II cis-regulatory region sequence-specific DNA binding; DNA-binding transcription activator activity, RNA polymerase II-specific.
AUGUUUCGCAACCGAAACAAUACUCAGAAGCCAGACGAGGAGCUCAUUAAUCGUUUCCAAAGGACAUUCGCCGGCAUCGUUCCAGGGCCGAGCAGCAAUGUCAGUCCCUACAACCAAAGCCCGGCGGGACCUAUUACACCAGCAAGGCUCAGCAUGGAGAGCACCAUGAAAUUUGACGAAAACACACCCCACGCCGCGCAGAUGGCCCAGUCAUACAUCGACCCGAACGCUCUGACGUUUAUGAAUCCUUUGCAGCAGGCACAUGGCUACUACACACCAAACUCGGGCGGGAUCGGUGCGGCGUAUCAUAACCAAGCGGGCGACCUGCACACUCCCACCAUGGGCCUGAGCAUGAUGACACCCUUGUCUUUACCUCAGCAGAUCGUCGGCGCAUCCAUCAACCCUGACGGGACCGGAAUCCCUAUGAAUCAAUUUGAUCAAAAUUUCAUGGCGCCCCAGUUCCAGAACCAACAUCCGUACGCGCCAUCUCAACCGUCAUUCGCGCCCGCUACGUUUAUACACCGAGAUUCCGGAUAUGAUGGCAUGGACGAGUCUGAGGAAAUCUCCUUGAAUGAUAUGGAUAUGCAGAGGAAUCUUUCUCCGCACAUGGUCGCUCCCUCGAUGCAGGAUGCAAGUUAUGGAUUGGGAUCCCAGGACCCAGCUGAAAAGUUCCGUUACCAUGUCACAUUGCGAGCUCCGACCGCUAUGGUCAAGGACAAGAGUGAAAUCCCUGUGUCAUACCUCAACAAGGGCCAAGCCUACUCCGUCUUCGUUACCGAUACAGCGCCGCCAUCAGCGACCACACAGCCAGUGAGAUACCGUACCUUCAUCCGCGUCUCGUUCCAAGAAGAAGAACAGAGGAAGAAGCCAGCCUCUUGCUGGCAACUGUGGAAAGAAGGCCGAGGAACCAAUGAGGCGCAUCAACGGGGCGGUAAACUCCAGGCAGUGGAAUAUGUGGACCCAAUCCAGGGGGGUUCUGAAGAAUACAAGAACCGACAGAUCCAAGUGGAGAGCUCCUCUUUCGAUGGAUUCUGUGUCACAUGGACCGCAAACCCGGCGAUGGGAUCAUCGAACUGUGCGAUCUCCGUCCGAUUCAACUUCCUUUCCACGGACUUUAGCCAUUCUAAGGGCGUGAAGGGAAUCCCAGUCAGGCUAUGUGCUAAGACUGAGAUGGUCCCCAACAAUACUGAUACGCCUUCCGAAAACCCUGCAGAGGUGUGCUACUGCCAAGUUAAGUUAUUCCGGGAUCAUGGAGCCGAGCGAAAACUGUCGAACGAUGUCUCCCACGUCAAAAAGUCGAUCGAAAAGCUGCGACAGCAAAUUGCUCAGGCUGAAAUGGGGGCCGGAAAUUACGGCAAACGCAAGCGUGCCAAUGCUCCGUUAACACUCAAGAACCCGGAUCCUCGCCCCACCAAGAUCACCAAGCACAAGCGAACAUGGUCCAUGAGUUCUCAGGAUGGAUCCGACAGGAUGUCAAUUGAAGAUGACCUCCGUGUCAAACUGGCAGCGAUGCAAGAGAUGUUCACCUCUACCGCGCCCGUGAGUAUCCUCGCACUGCGAGGUGACGACGAAGAUGAUCCGGACUUGUUCCCCGUUGAACUUCCCGAAGCGCGCAACUUCAUCAAGAAAGAUGGUGUUAGCAAAGCUCGGUCCAAUGGGGGUGGAACCCCAUCCUCGUUCCAGGCCUUGUCUCCAUCAACGAGCGCGAUGUCGCUGAAUUCGCCAGUCGCAGCCCUACAGCGACCGUCGAGUGUGUUUUACGACUCCGGGUACGCCGGGAACGCGUCUUCGGAGAAUUCGCGGCCGGGCUCCGGGAUGCAUGGAGAAACACCCCUCUUGAAUCACCCAGUCAAGAUACAGAAACCCGCCAGUGGAGAGGCCAAUGGCCCCAUGGGUUACAUCGAGGCCGUCGACAUUGAUCCGACGUACAGGCCGCCCGCGGAACAACGCCCCAAACCUAUUGCAUGCUUCUAUAUUCGCUUCCCGCGAAACGACCAGGACGACUAUUACCGCGCAGUAUACUUGACCGAGCGCACCGUCCGAGACCUCAUCGAGAAGAUCUCAAAGAAGCAGCAGACUCUUGAUCCUCAGAAAAUCGUCCGCGUUCUACGUAUCAAUCAGAACGGGUUGAAGAUCAUGGUCGACGACGACGUCGUUCGGGAACUUCCCGAAGGUCAAGACAUGGUCGUUGAAUUCUCCGAGACAUCCCCUUUCGAAAGCUCGAUCCCCAGCCCGGGGGCCCCAAGCCCAGCGGUUGAGGUCAAGUUGAGCUACUAA